AUGGAUGCUACUCAGAUGAUCAGUGACUCAAUCUUGGAGUCAGAUGAAGAAGAAAAUGAAGAGGAGAAUAAAGAUAAGAGGGGGCAACCACUGGCUAAACUGCGCAUCCUAAAGAAUGAGCACAUCCCUGCAGCAGAGUUGCCCCUGUUUUCGGGGGAAAAUGUGCUUGGUCGUGACCCCAACACCUGCACCCUGCCUUUGCCAGCAUCCUCCGUAUCAAAGCAGCACGCCAUCAUCUGCAUCUCUGUCCACAGGAGAAGAGGAUGUCACAGUGAAGUGGAUAUGGAGGCUUUGGUAUGGGACCUAGGGAGCAUGAAUGGGACCCGCAAGGGCCGCUUAAAGCUGACCCCAAAUGUACGCUACGCCCUUAGUGAAGGUGACCGUGUGGUGGUGGCAGACAUCCCAUGUCAGUAUGUGAGUUGUGCUGUAGACACAGUAUCCUCUCAAGGGGACAUGAGGACUCCUGUGAGCAGAGAUUCAGGGGUAAAAGCCAUGCUGCCAGAUGCCUCGAGAGAAAAGGGAGGUGACACAAGUACAGGCAGUAAGAAAUAUGUCAAUGAAGGUACAAACCCAUCAGCCAUGGUUUCAUUACGUGAUCCAGAGGAAACAACGAAGACUCCUGCCAGAACCACUUGCCUGUCUUUCGAACAAACUCCGACCCAGCCCCAGGGGUCCCUGGUCCCAGAAUCUGACUCAGACUCAGAUGGAGAAAGAGGGGGACGAAAAGAUGGAAGGCGCAAGCCUCAAGUAUCAGAUUCUGACUCUCAUAAAUCCAAUCCCACCUGCUCUACAUUCUUGAGUCCCACAAACAAAAUUGUUCCUGAAAGCGAGGAUGAAAGUCCCAUCACACCGUCCUCUUCCACUAAAAAUAGGCCGUACACACACGUCAGCUUCUGCAAGGAGCUGCCAGACAUAGAUGUCGGGCGACAGCAGCUGAAGAAAAAAGAGACAUUUGCGAUUGUGGACGACAGUGAAGAGGAGCGAGAGAGGGAGGAGGAAAGAGCAACACCAGGAGGGAGAUUGCUUGAGGAGAGUGGACAAGAUGUGCUAGUGAAGCAGGAAAACACUGUCAGUGUUACAAGAGAAGAGGAAAUGCCUCUGUCCACAAGAGCAGUCGCCACAGAUGUGAUCCCUGCAUUUAACAUGGACAGUGACACUGAUGUGGAGGGAGAGGAGGAAAAUGAGGCUUCUGUGGCUCCUGUGACCUUGAAUGCAAAUCAACAAGCUGAUCAACCACCAAACACGGCCCAGUUUCACAUGGACAGCGACACAGAUGUUGAUGAGGAUGAAGAUACCUUUGACAAAGGUCCCAAAUCUGUGCUUUUCUCUGGUGACAAUACCAAACCUCCUCAUGCUGUCCCAGUUACUCAGCCUGAGGGCAUCACAAUGGACAGUGACACUGAUGUGGAUGAUGAUGCUGAUAUGUCAGACACUGCUGCAAAAGCAAAACCCACAUCCUUACUGAGUGCACACACAGCUGAUUCUGCUCCUCUAACGCAGCCAAAAGAUUUCCACCUAGACAGUGACACAGAUGUUGAUGAGGAAGAGGAAAAUGAAUGUGGAACUAAUAACACAUGCUCUGAAGUCGAUGAAGCACCCAUUAGGACAGGUUUAAAGCCCACUGGGUCUGAAUCUGCCCCUGCUGCUCCUCACAGCCUGAACAUAGACAGUGACACAGACGAUGAGGUGAUCUCUGCCCCUGCUAUUAAUGAACCAUUGGUUGUGCCUGCUGUUACAGAUUCAUGCACCAUUGCAGCUGCAGGAACAAGUGACAGUGACACAGAUGCAGAAGAGGAUUCUCCUCUGGUUAUACCCAUUAAUAUCACAGCUUUGUCAGGCACUCCCGAUACCACGUUAGCAGACACUCAGUCAGAUUCUGAUGCAGAAACAGAUGUGGAUGAGCCCAGCGUGCCCCCUGCUGGAGAUGGGCACAAUCCAGCUGACCUCAAACUGGACAGUGAUACAGAUGUGGAGGAUAAGGAGGCGGACCUGGGAGAGGCAGGAGAGGACCAGAUCCCUAGCCUACACAGACAAAACACAUCUGGAUUGCCGGGUUCUCUAUGGCAAAAUUGCUCUACUCCUGUGCAAAUUUCAGCAGGAGAAGUGGAAGAGAUGGAAACUCAGGCCUUCCUUAGCCCCUCUUCAGGUCCAUUUAGACGUGCAGUGGGCCCUGCUGUAAGACCUGUAGUGUCUUCCUGCUCAGACAGCCAAGAUGAGGACUUUGUUGUGGCUGAGACACAGUCCUUUAUUCUUCAGACCCGUAAUGACCAUGCCAUGGACCCAACCCAAGCGUUUUGUCUUGAGUCUUCUGGCGAUGAAAGAGAUGGACAACCUAGUAGAGGAGGGUCUUUCCAGCUCGGAUUGUCUGACAGCAGCCACCUGCAGUGUCAGGCUGCAGCUCUGGCCAUGGAGAGCACCCAAGAGUUUGUCUCUGUGGGUGGAGGUGUGAAUAUGGAAGAUACCCAAGCUUAUGCAGCCACCUCAACUUCAGACAGAACAUCAUUGGAGAAUGAUCCAAACCUGGAGGCCACCCAGGCCUACGGAGGGGAUGAGGAGCCUGCCAGAAGUCCAGUGACAUUUGAGAAGGAAGGUCAGCUAGAUUUGGCUCUACAACCAACACAGGCAUACAUUUGUGGGCCCUGCCAUGAUUCAGAGGACGAAACGGAGGAAGAUGAUAGAAAAAACCUUACUACUGCUGAGACUCUACCUUUAGACUUUCCCACCUCAUCUACUCUUGCCAUGGCUGAAACCCAACCAGUGUGUGCCUAUAGGGAAGAGGAGAGUUUGGCAACAGUGAGUCACAUUUCCUCUAAAACAGAAGUUAUGGUGGUACACCGGAUGGCAGCUCAACCUGAGGAGAUGCCUGUGAGUGGAGCUUUGUCUAUAGCUGAAACUCAGCCCAUAUGUACAAGUGAAGAUGAGGACUCGAUUCCAGGUCCACGAAAAAGAAAAGCAAAGCAGCUUGAAGAAGAAACGCAGCCCAUCACUAGUUUGGACUAUUCUGCUGUUGAAACCCAGCCAAUGCAUGUAGGUGCAGAUGAAACUCAUUCCGUAGCUACAAGUGGAAAUGAGGAAAGUGAUGAUGAGGACUCGAUUCCAGGUCCACAGAAAAGAAAAGCGAAACAACUGCGACUUGAAGAAGAAGAGACGCAGAUGCUUGUAAAUUCUGAGCGCUCUGCUGCUGAAACUCAGCCCAUAGAUACAUGUGAUGAUAAGGAAAGUGAUGAUGUGGACUCGAUUCCAGGUCCACGAAAAAAAAGAAAACCAAAGCAGCUUGAAGAAGAGACGCAGCCCAUCACUAGUUCUGACUAUUCUGCUGUUGAAACCCAGCCAAUGCAUGUAGGUGCAGAUGAAACUCAUUCCGUAGCUACAAGUGGAAAUGAGGAAAGUGACGAUGAGGACUCGAUUCCAGGUCCACGAAAAAAAAGAAAAGCACAGCAGCUUGAGGACGAGACGCAGCCCCUCACUAGCCCUGACUAUUCUGCUGUUGAAACUCAGCCCAUAGAUACAUGUGAAGAUAAGGAAAGUGACGAUGAAGACUUGAUUCAAAGUUCACGGAAAAGAAACGCAAAGCAACUGAACCUUGAAGAAGAAGCGACGCAGGCACUCUUAAAUUCUGAGCUCUCUGCUGCUGAAACUCAGCCCAUGGAUACAUGUGAAGAUGAGGAAAGUGAUGAUGAGGACUCGAUUCCAGGUCCUCGAAAAAAAAGAAAAGCAAAGCCGCUGCAGCUGGAAGAUGAGCAGACACAGUCCCUCACCGGGUCUGUUGUUCCUGCCGAUGGAACCGAAGCCAUGCUCACAGGUGAAGAUGUGGAAAGUGAAGAGUCUAUUGUAGGUCAACGAAAAAGAAAGGCAAAGCCACUGCAGCUUGAGGAAGAAGAGACCCAGUCGCUCACAAUUUCGGAGGCAUCUACAGUUGAAUCUAAGCCAGUGAGAACAAAUACUGACACACAAACUCAGAGAGGAAAGGGGGGACCAUCUGAAGCUGGAACCAGUUGCAUCAGCGUUACAAGUAGAAGAGGAACAAGGGCAAGAUUAAGAGAAGAGGAGAAGCAGGCAGAAAGUUCUGAACCUCCCAGGAGACAGACAAGAGGGAAUAAAGCUUUUCUAAGUACUAGAGGAAGGAUGCAAAAAUCCAGGCCUGAUGAGAGCGAGGAAAAGGAGAAGGUAGGGCAGCCUAAGAGGACUAGAGGGAAAACAUCGUUGAGGCAACAGAGAGAUGAUGGGAAAGAAGAAGAAAAGCUUGAUAUUGAAAGAAAUGAGCAGCAGCAACAACAAGAAGGGAUGUUGGGAGAGGAGAAAGAUGUUGCAGAGCCCAGACAACAAGUGAGAGAACAAACAGAGGAGGAAAGGAGGAAGAUCAAUGAGGAAACAGAGAGACAACAGUGGGAAGAACAGCAAAGAACAGAAAGGACAAGGCAAGAAAAGGAAGAACAAGAACGAUUACAAGCUGAAAAAGCAGAGAGGUUAAGACUUGAACAGGAGAGAGCAGAAAAUGAGAGAAUAGAUCGGGAAAGACUAGAAGAAGAAGAAAGGGAAAGAGCUGCUAGGAUACAGAGGGAAAAAGAACAAUUAGAAAGAAAAGAGAAGAGUGAAAAAGAGAGAUUAGAGCGGGAAAAAGCAGAGAGAGAAGAAAAGGAUCGAUUAGAGAAAGAAGAGAAUGAGAGAAUACAAAGUGAAAGAAAGGAACAAGAGGAAAAUGAAAGAUUAGAAACAGCAAAGAGGGCAGCAGAAGAGCAAGAAAGACUUGAGAGGGAGAGGAAAGAACGAGAACACCAAGCAAGGCUGGAGACAGAAGAAAAGGAAAGAGAAGAAAGAGAAAAACUGGAAAAAGAAAAACAAGAAAAGGAAGCAGAAGAAAAACAAAGAAAGGAGCUACAAGAAAUCAAGGAAGAAGUGAAAACACCCAGCGAUGAUGCUCCAGCAAGGAGGACCAGAUCUCGCUCCAACUCUUCCAACUCUGUCAGCUCUGAGAGGUCCGCUCUAAGUGUCAACACCCAGGGGAGUACAGGGAGAGGCCGAGGCCGAGGUAGAGGAGCAAAGAGGACCAGCGAGCCAGUACAGGCCCCCCUCCCAAGAGGCAACAACAGGAGGAGGACAGUGGCUGCAGAGCCAUCUGGCCAGGGACAAACAGAACAGGACAGCAAUGAUGUUUCUCCUCAAGGAAUCCUUUCAAGGUCCAACUCCUCCAACUCCCUCAACUCUGAGAUUUCCAUCAGCACUCCCAGCUCUCAGAACAGAGGAAGAAGAAGCAGGCAGCGAGGAAGAGGGAGGAAAACAGAGACUGAGCCCACUCCUCUUGUAAGUUGUCAGAGUGAUCAGAGUUCAGCUCCCAAACCCACAGCCAGAGGCAGGAAGAGCAGGAAAGCAGAGGUGACCUCCAAUGAGGUUUCUCAUGAUGGUGAUAAAGAGAAGGCAGAGUCUCAGCAGCCUAGUACCACUAGGGGGCAGAGACGAGCUAAUGUCAAUGAGCCUGAACCUACAGCUGCAGAUAAGGAAGGCCAGACAAGUCAUGAGGAAGGAUGUGCCAAUGAACACUCACUUCUGGCUAAAAGGACUGUCACGGGAAGAAGCCAAAAAGCAGUAAAAGGUGAAAGUGUAGAGAUACCAGCCGAGGCAGCAGGGGGAGAUGCAAAAGAGGCUACCACACAAGCUACAAGAAGAGGCAGAGCAUCCAGUGUUCGGGGGAGUAAGAACGCCCCCCCUGAAGCGAAGGUGAAAGAUGAGAGUGAGAAAAUGGAGGAGGAGAUGGUUGAGAGGAGAGGCAGAGGCCGGACAUCAGUGGUCCAAAAAAAGAAGAAAGAGGUGCAGGAAAAAAGUGUCAAUUCCACUAACCAGGAUGCAAAUAUGACAUCAGAGCCUCAGACUCCAACCAGCCGGAAAAGACAGGCCCCUGUGGACUCCUCUCCUAUGGCAAAGACCCCUCGCUCUUCCUCAUCUUCCCCGGCAGCUGGAGGUCGACUACGAGCUGCCAGCCAGACCUACAAGGUGCUGUUCACUGGGGUCGUGGAUGAAGCAGGGGAGAGAGUGCUAGCUCGUUUAGGAGGCUGCAUGGCUAAAGGCGUGGCGGACAUGAACUGUCUGGUCACUGAUAAGGUGCGCAGGACUGUCAAGUUCCUGUGUGCAGUGGCUAAAGGAGUCCCCAUUGUCACCACACACUGGCUGGAAAAGAGUGGUAAAGCUGGGAGCUUCCUGUCUCCCAGUGCUUUCGUUGUGAAUGAUCCAGAGCAGGAAAAGAAGUUCAAUUUCUGCCUGCAGGAAUCUCUGAGGGUUGCCAGCAGUCAGCCACUCUUACAGGGAUAUGAGAUCCACGUUACAAAGUCAGUGAAGCCAGAGCCAGUUCAUAUGAAAGACAUCAUUUCAUGCAGCGGAGCCACAUUUCUUCCCAAGAUGCCUUCUACACACAAGCCCCAGACUGUAGUGAUUUCCUGUGAGGACGACUGGUUGCUGUGCGGCCCGGCUGUCUUAGCGUCUCUCCCAGUCGUCACUGUGGAGUUCAUUCUCACAGGGAUCCUCCAGCAGAUACUUGACUUUCAGACCCAUAAGCUCUCUGGCCCUAUAGCUAACCUGCAACCUGCCAGAGGCAGAGGGAGGGGCAGGAAGAAGACAUAGCAUCGACAGGUCUGCUUGUGAAAACAUGCGCAAUUGUGCGUCACCGUAUGAAAUCUGCGCUGGCAGGGUUUAUCAAUCACAAAUAGAUUCCCUUUUAAAUCAGAGACCGGUAGAAACACUAGUGACUUAGUUGUUCUGUCUGUAUGAAAGACUUGAGAAUGUAUUAGCAAUAUGCAGCAAAAUUGUUUAAUGUUUACUUGCAUUUUGUACUUUUUGUAUGUACAUGUCAUUUUACAGUGUUAGUGUCUAAUGUUAAAAUCUCAUUUAACAUGCACAGCAGCCUGGUUGUCAAAAGACUGAUAUUGAAAUUUAGGGAUUAAAGGACACAAUUGUUUCCAGCCUUGACAAUUCCACUCUUUAUCUUUUUUUCUUGUGUAUUCUUUUGCCAAGAAAAUUUAGUUUUUGAAGUUACUAAAGCAAACGGGUGAGGAGGAAUAAUUACUCAUUAACCAUCCAUGUCACGUUCCCCUCUGCUCCUCCCCUGUGCUCUACCCCUCGCUCUGUACAACAAUGACAAGCGGAAUAGGAAUUAAGAGAUUGUUAAAUUGUUGCUACUCUCUGCACUUUGCAAGAGCUUUGAUGCAAUCAGCUAUUUUGGCAAGUAACCAGUCAUGAAGUGGGAGUUAUAAAAAAUAUGAUAAAAAUGUGGAAAACAUUAAACGGUAGAAGCGAUGGGUGUGUUGAAAUCUGUAAGCUUCGAUGGCCAGUAGAUGAGAAAGCUUAUUCCGUCCUGAUAAGAAGCGCUUAGUGGCUUUUCAUACUGAGGCAAUCAUGAACCUACCAGUGUGUCUGUUGCUAUCUCCAUUUACCAGCACCACCACCUACUCCAUUAAGGCUUCAUCCAAUCCCGUUACAUUCAGGGACGAGACACAAUAUAUGCACCUAACUGCUGAUGCUACUUCUACAUCAAUAUCUUAUGGCGUUUGUCCUUGCCAUUCAUUUGACCGCUGUCUGUUCACUUUUUCCUUUUUUUUGCAUAAACCUUUACUUCCACAACCACAUGUGCUUAUGAUAAAAAAAAGUAAUAUUUUGUUUCUUUCAUGAACCUGAUGUAAGUCUUUGUGACUAUUUUUUUUUUUUGAAUUUCUAAUUGCUAUUAACUUAACACCAAAACUGUAUGUGUACUAAAUCAUGAUAUCUGUCUUUAUUAGCAAUGAAAACAUGAAAUCAUUUCUUAUUACCUUUAACCGGAUGUGUGUUCACUUUUACAACAGUGUACUUCAUUUGCAUAUUUUGAUGCAUUAUCUGUAAGAUUACUUUAUUGUGAUUUUUUUCUUACUCUUGUGAAAAAUAUUAACUGUCAUUGGAGAUGAAAGAUGGAAAUAUGGAGAAAAAAACUGCAUUUGUAAAGAUUGUGCUUCUUUUGAGGUUUGGGACUCAAUGAAGAAUCUUGACUGAAGAAAAUCUCUCUUAUUCCUUUAA
Messenger RNA from Scomber scombrus (Atlantic mackerel), 8034 nucleotides. It is a transcript of the gene mdc1, whose product is annotated as mediator of DNA damage checkpoint 1. NCBI's taxonomy places the organism in Eukaryota, Metazoa, Chordata, Actinopteri, Scombriformes, Scombridae. Gene Ontology annotation, cellular component: nucleus. The transcript has 11 exons. Gene Ontology annotation, molecular function: protein binding. The coding region runs from base 1 to 6612 and encodes 2203 amino acids. Gene Ontology annotation, biological process: positive regulation of transcription initiation by RNA polymerase II. The record is from RefSeq and is a predicted model, not a curated record.